Molecule: messenger RNA, 441 nt
Organism: Pseudocercospora fijiensis CIRAD86
Lineage: Eukaryota; Fungi; Ascomycota; Dothideomycetes; Mycosphaerellales; Mycosphaerellaceae
Exons: 7
Coding region: 1-441 (146 amino acids)
Source: RefSeq, a predicted model, not a curated record
AUGGGCAUACGCUGUUGGGAUAACGGCCGCAAAGACAACUGCGGGAUGCACUCUCCCAAGUCAUUCGAGUUCCAAUUCCAAGAGGCCGAGUAUGGCUAUCGAUACUUGAAGGCGAAACUUGGACCGUCGAGCCAGGUGUUGGUGUUGGAUGAGAGUGAGCGAAUAUUGCUCCACUUCCCUAUCGAAGGCUUAUUAUUAAGAUCGACCGCGAGAGCCUCACAGAAAGAGGAAGUCUUGGCUGCUGUGAGAGAGCAGGGCAGGCUGGAUGCUUCUGCCGAAAUUUCGGCGACUCCCACGACCACGCGGUGCACUAUGCUCACAGAGUCACAGCACUUCACAAUAGAUGGAUUUCGCCACACUUUUGACCACCGCUCCAACACCGCUCGAGGCCUUCUAAUUGGUAGAAUAGACAGGCCUUUAGAGCGACCGCUCCAGCUAUAG